Paramecium sonneborni is the source of this 1021-nucleotide messenger RNA. The record is from the annotation of a GenBank genome assembly. NCBI's taxonomy places the organism in Eukaryota, Ciliophora, Oligohymenophorea, Peniculida, Parameciidae.
AUUAAGUUUUUCAAAUCUUUAAAAUGAGCAACAAUAUGUUUAAUGUCCUCAACAUUUUUGAUGAUGAGGAUUCAAAAACUCAAUAAGCAUAAUAGAAAGCAUAAUAACAAUAAGCUAAAAAAAGUAAGCAUAUAAAUAAAUUAUGUAUUAGAUAAGUAAAAGCGUGAAUAAGAAUAAGUGAUUCCAGUUGAUUAAGUAAAGAAAGAAAGCACAUAACACCAUAAUCCAGCCCCAAAAUAAAAGGGACUUACAGCAGAACCUCAUCCUAAAGAUAGACAUUCUGGAACAGGAAUUGGAAAAGAACUUCGUAAAGAAGGUGGAGGAAGAAGAAAUUGGGGAAAUUAUAAAGAUGAUUUAAAAUAGGAUAAGUAUGAAGGUGCAACAGAAACUAAAGAAGCAUAAUAAGAAUUAACGACAGAAUAAUAGACUGAAGAUUAAUAGCCAUAAGAAAAUGUACCUUAACCACCAGCUGAAAAAACUUUAGCUGAUUAUUAUUAAGCACGAGGAGUGGUAUAUUAUUAUUUCUAAUAUUUUAUAUAGAAUGUUGAUGAAGUCUUAAAAAAUUAAGAAUAGAAAGUAUAGCCAGUAGUGAAGAUUGAUGAAGAAGCAUUGAAAAAAGAAAAAUUAUAAGUUGUAAGAACAAGAGAAGAUGAAAAAAGAGAAUAAAAAACAACUAAAAAAUCAAGUGGCUAAUAAUAGGGAUACAGAAGUGAAAUGAGUACAGAAGCAUAAUAAUACUUUGGAUUUACAAAUGAUACAAGAAGAAAUGACAGAAAUGAUAGAAAUGACAGAAAUGACAGAAAUGACAGAAAUGACAGAUAAGAUAGAAAUGAUAGAAAUGAUAAAAAUGACAGAAAAGAUAAUAAUAAAGGAUAAAAGAAAUAAGUAAUUGAUUUAUUAAAUAAAUUAGUAAUAACCAAAUAAUGGAGUUCAAUUUGAUGAUAAAGAUUUCCCAUCAUUAUGAAGUGAGUCUUCAAAACACAUAGAAAAGUGAGAAAUUUGGUUAUAUAUAGUACACAUA